Pogona vitticeps (central bearded dragon) is the source of this 1808-nucleotide messenger RNA. NCBI's taxonomy places the organism in Eukaryota, Metazoa, Chordata, Lepidosauria, Squamata, Agamidae. The record is from RefSeq and is a predicted model, not a curated record.
GUCCGCUCGCUCUCAAUGCCAUUUUUGUUUCUCUUUUUCCUAGAUUAUUUGUGCCGAUUAGAGGACAACAUCUACAGUAUUGACUUCACCAAGUUCAAGAUCCGUGACCUAGAGACUGGGACGGUGCUGUUUGAAAUCGCCAAACCUUCAGCUUUAGACCAAGAGGAUGAUGAAAAUGAGGUUGGAGAGGUGGACGCCAGUGCAGGGCGCUUUGUUCGCUACCAGUUCACUCCCGCCUUCCUGCGUCUCCGGACAGUCGGUGCAACGGUGGAGUUCACCGUGGGGGACAAACCCGUAUCCAACUUCCGCAUGAUCGAGAGGCACUACUUCCAAGACCGGCUUCUCAAGAAUUUUGACUUCGACUUUGGCUUCUGUAUCCCCAACAGCAGGAACACUUGCGAGCACAUAUACGAGUUCCCCCAGCUUUCAGAAGACCUCAUCCGCCUGAUGAUUGAAAACCCCUACGAGACGCGCUCGGACAGCUUCUACUUUGUUGACAACAAGCUGAUCAUGCACAAUAAGGCCGACUACGCCUACAAUGGGGGCCAGUAGCCUUUGCCGUGGCUUCCUUGAGACAUUGCACUACCCCUGGUCGCCCCAGGGCGUGCGGGAGAGGAGCCAAAGAGGUGUCCCCUGCUCGGGCGCCUCUCUUCCGGAACACCUGGUGCAGUUCAAGACCUGACGUUGAAGGCACUGACAUGGGAACACCCGGGACCGUUUUUUUUUAAAAGCAAGUGCUUCUGGCAGUCCUGCCCUUUCCUGCGUUGUUCCUUCUGUGGCUUCUGCCUGGUUUCCGUUGGUCUCCUGGUCAGCUCACAGGUCAGGCUGAUGGUAAAAUGCCCGUGGAGGUAGCAGUUCUUCUCUCUGGGAGCUCUUGUUCCCUUCCUUCACCCAUUCCCUGGCCCUCUGUAAGUCGAUUUGCCAGUGCCAGACCAUUGCGAGGGACCAGCGAGCCUGGCCCGUCACCGGGGCGGCCUCCAUGGUUCAGCCACGUUGUGACCUUCACAGCCAGUCUCCCCCCUUCCUGCUUCACAAGCCCCACCAGUCAGGGUGGGACUUUAAGUUAAGGAGAUUCUCUCUUAAGUUAGCCUGGUACGGAACACUUCCUCUCCACCUUGCUGUCUUGAACGCCCCAUAAGCUGCUUGGGGCGCUGCCCGGCCCUCUCCGUGGCUUACGCUCCCUGGGCCUCUUGGAUCUGGAGGAGGAGGAGGAGGCGGCCUUUGAAAGGCCCUUCUUCUUCGCAGAAGCUUUGCUGCCUCUGGGCUCCUCUUCCGGCGGUGGCUCCCAUUCCCUUCUGCUCUUCCCUGGGGAGAGGACAGGAGAAGAGCUAGCAGGAGGGGGGGGGAAGGGCUGGAAGACCGUGCCAAGUAUCAGGGCAGCUCUUCUAGAGUUUCCUUCUGUAUGCGUUGAAAAGGUCAGAAAGCCUAAAACGUAUUAAGAAAAGGGUAGUUUUAUCCUGCUGGCAUUACCUGUCGUGGUCCGCAGGGAGACAAGGGACUUGGCCCUUAAGAGUGGCAGCUUCGAGGUCUUUAUCCAGACUCCCCCAGUUUCAGUGGCUCUCUAAAUGUGUGGCCAAGGGCACCCACCAGCUUUUGCCAUUUGAACACGGUUGCGCUUGUUGCUUAGGUUCAUAGAGGUGCUGAGAAUGGACACACUGACCAGCACCCGAGCCAUUGAGACAGGAGCCCUGCCCUCUUGGCCCCCAGAGGCCCUCCUGAUCUUCCCCUUCUCAGAAUCCUCCUUGCCGUGAUUCAGAGUGAAGGGCCCACUUGCUCGGCCACAAGAGAAGGAGCAGCGGGGGGGGGGG